UUUUAAUACAAACUACACAGACACCGUUGACUGAUAUUAUGAAUUCGUCAAGUGAAGAAGAUUCACCUUCAAAACCUUCUGGAUCAUCAGGAUCAAAUAAAACUAAACACUGGUUAGCAAAACAAAAUCCUUCUUCAUCUAAGUCGUAUGCAUAUUGUUGUCCAUACACUUUACCAUUACGUAAGACUGGACAUUUAAAAUACAUGAAUCAACUUUGGACACUAGGUGAUAUUGUAUCUUUAUGUAAAUCGGAAUCGCCUAAAAUCUUUUAUGCACAAAUUAUUGAGCUAUAUGAAAAUGACUUUUGUGAAAAACUAGCAUCAAUCUUCUGGUUAGCACCUAAAGCUUACCUUGGAGCCACAGAGGAAUCAAAAAAGCAUCAUGACAAAUUCAUACCUAGUGAAUUUGAACAUAGUUCUGUCAUUGAUAGAUUAGUACCCAUACAUUGCUUAACAUUUGUUAUGAAUGUUCCAAACUUAUUUGAUUAUAGAAUACAGAUAAGUGCCAAUAACUUGGUCAAUACAUACAUUGCAUCUCAUGCUGAAAGAUAUGCAGAAUCCUCGUCAGAAUCUGAUGAAGACAAAGGAACAGAACCUAAAUGUAAAAUCGCACGGCUACUUAACAAGUGAAUAAAAUAACUAUUAAUUGCUUACAAUAUAUUAUUAUAUAUCAUUUUUAAAUGUAUUUAUUUUUAAUGUUUGUAAUUAAUAUAGAAUAAAAUUUUUCUAUGCCUCUAUUCUCUAAUAUUAACAAUACUAAAGGUACCCUUUUCAAGGUACUAUUCCAUUGUGUUAUAAAAGCGUUUUUGUUUCAAAUGUAA
Molecule: messenger RNA, 820 nt
Organism: Rhopalosiphum padi (bird cherry-oat aphid)
Lineage: Eukaryota; Metazoa; Arthropoda; Insecta; Hemiptera; Aphididae
Exons: 1
Coding region: 39-629 (196 amino acids)
Biological process (GO): chromatin organization
Cellular component (GO): nucleus
Source: RefSeq, a predicted model, not a curated record